Molecule: messenger RNA, 972 nt
Organism: Neoarthrinium moseri
Lineage: Eukaryota; Fungi; Ascomycota; Sordariomycetes; Amphisphaeriales; Apiosporaceae
Exons: 5
Coding region: 1-972 (323 amino acids)
Biological process (GO): regulation of proteolysis; proteasome-mediated ubiquitin-dependent protein catabolic process
Cellular component (GO): cytoplasm
Molecular function (GO): ubiquitin protein ligase binding
Source: RefSeq, a predicted model, not a curated record
AUGGAUGAUCUGAGCGUAGAUUUUGGCAGCUUGCUGCACGACAGCGACAACUUCUCAGAUGUGACAGUGGAGUGCCAGGAUGAACAAGGCCGAACCAUGCAGGAAUGGAGGCUGCAUCGAGCUGUGCUGGCAUCGCGCUCACCGUUUUUCCGCAAGGCUUUGACAGACAAGUCGACGACAGCAAGCCAGACAAGCUCGAUUGUAAUCACAGGGCAGGAGCCGAGGGACCUCGGAUGGGUCUUCGAGUGGAUCUACACUGGUGUCUUUGCUCCUGAUGCCUUGAAUGACGAGCAGGGAAUUUACAUGGCCUGCCUCGACAUGGCCCACUGCGCCGACUAUCUGAUGAUGGACAGGCUCAUUGAUGAAGCCAUGAGGUGCCUCCAAGAGAACCUGGCGAAUAAAUCCAUUUUCGCACAAAGGAAACGGAUAAGUUGUACCUCCCAGUACGACCAGGUCGACGAAGGAGAUCUGCUUGGACUAUUCGUCGCUAUACGAUACAUCUUUAAAGCAUGUAUCGACAGCGACCGAACAAACCAUUACGCUACGUUCGCCCAACAAGCGAAAACCGCCUUCUGCAACUUCGUGGCUGACACACACUACUGGAUCUUGCCCGAUCGUAAUUUUCAGAUGCUCUGUCAAGACGUCCCCGAGUUCCACUACCUGGUAUUGCAAAAUUUUGCUGCUGCAUCGGCAGCUGGCAAGGUAUGGGUUGCAAAUUGGGACACGGCCUGUUCGUGGUGCGAGAAACUCAUCUUCGGCGUCAAGCCAUCGUUCUGCGCGCGCUUGGGACAACAUGACAACAAGCUGUACGCAGCUUGCCCCGAUUGUAGCGAGUCUUUUGACGACGACCCCGAUCUGCAACUAGAGAAAGAGGAGCUUUGCGGUCUGUUUCGAGAUAUGGAAAUGAGGCGGCGAGGCAAGACGAAACAAUCUACCAGCGAGGAUGACCCUUUAGGUACUUGGCUCGAAUAA